GUUUCGAGGCGGAAGGGGCGGGCUACGGAGGCCGACGGAGGCCAAUCCGGACCGCCCGGCGCUUUUCCCGGCACCCCCCCGGGCGGGUUGUACACAAUCAUCAUGGCUGCCGCCUCUGCCACCCCCGAUUCGGAUGACACCAGCAUGGAUGCAGAAGCUGAGAAUCCGCCUCUAGACUGCAGGGAUGGCAGCGAUCCUCUUUCUGCUGAGAAACCUUUGGAGACUGAUGAUCCUCAAAGUGAUCCACCUGACCCACAGGCUUCUGUCAGCAAUGGCGGCGAUUCUGAGAUUGGGAAAGAGCUGGUUGAGCUAAAAAUUAUCUGGAACAAAAAUAAGUAUGACUUGAAGUUCCCACUUGAUAACACAGGGGCUGACCUGAAGCAGAAAAUCCACUCACUCACAGGCCUUCCACCUGCAAUGCAGAAGGUCAUGUUCAAAGGACUUCUACCAGAGGAUAAAACUUUACGGGAAAUCAAAGUGAUCAAUGGAGCAAAAAUAAUGGUGGUUGGCUCAACUAUCAAUGAUGUCUUGGCAGUAAACACACCGAAAGAUGCUGCUCAGCAGGAAGUGAAAUCAGAAGAGACCAAAAAGGAGCCCCUUUGCAGACAAAAGCAACACAGGAAAGUGUUAGAUAAAGGAAAACCUGAAGAUGUGAUGCCUUCUGUCAAGGGUGCCCAGGAGCGCCUGCCAACUGUUCCUUUAUCGGGCAUGUACAACAAAUCGGGUGGAAAAGUGCGGCUCACCUUUAAACUCGAACAAGAUCAGCUUUGGAUUGGCACUAAAGAAAGAACAGAAAAGUUGCCCAUGGGGUCUAUCAAGAACGUGGUGAGUGAACCUAUCGAAGGACAUGAGGAUUAUCACAUGAUGGCCUUCCAGCUGGGUCCUACUGAAGCCUCUUACUACUGGGUCUAUUGGGUGCCUACUCAAUACGUCGAUGCCAUCAAGGACACAGUGCUGGGGAAGUGGCAGUAUUUUUGAAGGCACGCUCACCUCUGGCACUGGAGACUGACAUGAACCUAAGGACACUGCUAGGAGAGGCCUGGACAUGGGUCGUCCUGGAACUUCUUAUCGAUACGAUCUCAAAGAGGCCUGGGAGGACGCCAGAGGUGGGGAUCUCUCGCCAUUAGUUUAUUUUUAACUUAAAAAGUGCAGCAGCAGCCUUUGUUCGGCAGCCCAGCUUCAACCAUAUUUAAAAACAAAAAGCAAAUAUGAUGGAAAUCAAUAAACCUUAAUUCACAAACCACUGUGUGUAAUACACUUUAACUGUGCCAGGUGUAGUAGCCCUUCUGGUUUUCUGUUUCUGCAAGGAGAAAAACGCUGACACACCGCUGAGGAUUUUCUACAUGAUUUGGACAAGAGACAGAUAUUUUCGUAACUCUUCAUUAACAAGCAUUAUGGUUUGUUUUGAGGUAUGCGCUUGUGACUGGGAGCUUGAGAAGUAGGUUUCUCUCUCUCCUUUUUAAUACUAAAAGAAAACUUUUAAAUGGUAUGCAAACUUGGGGUUUCAGAAGCCAUAUCUUCCUUGUCCUUAAGUUUCCUGGUAGCUUUUCUGGUAGCAAAAUGGGACAACUCUCACUCUUAACCCAAAGAUGCUUGACUCCUUUUUCAGAUGCUGGCAAUGAUUCUUUAGUGGAGUUUUUCAUGCCUGUUACUGAGAGGAAGGAAGCUUAAUAACGCAGGAGGCUUGCAGCCAUGCUGGACUGUUGCUUACUCUGUUCUGUGUUCCGCCAUUCUCUCUUUCUCCCUUUCUGCUACCAUUAUUAGGGGGAUCUAGACUGCCUUAAGAAGCAUUUCUUGGCUAUCCCUGUUGUUACCAAGAAUUACUUUGCAGCUAGCUUGUGGGUUUGUUAUCUCUUGUUUUACGUAUAACAUUUGCUCUGCAUCCAGACCGCAUCCAGUAUCACCCUAGCAUCAGUGGGGCCUCUGAAUGUGUGUACAGUCACACAGCUGCCUCAAGGUGCUCAGAAGGGAGGUCCCUCCCUGUGUUCAAAGAAGAGACACGGCUGGUCUGUGUGAACAUAUGUGCUCUCCUGCGCAUUCUAGAGAUGCUGGGUUUGCAGCUGUUAUCUACAGCAAGAGAGCACAUUCUUCACACCCUUUAAUAUGAGGUUAGUGGCAUUGUCAAACGUUUUAGCAACUUUUCCAUAAAACGGUGGUUAAAAUUGAACAAAGUGGUAGUCACUUGCUUUUUGUUCAUUAUACCAGAACUCUGGUCCACUGCGUGGCCUGUGGUGACUGAGGAAGACACAAAUUUGCUUUAGAAUACAGGUUUUUUUCUGUUUGGUGCUCUUUAUACCAUAUUUUCAGCUGAGCGAGUAGCUGGCCAUCACCCUGUUCCUUGGCCCACUUGGAGGACCCUCAGGUGUCCUUGUACCCUAUCUUCCAAGUAGGUGUUCCUUGAGUCUUUGCCUAGGUGAACUUGGAGUGUGGCUUAACAUCAUGAUUUGCAUUGAUCCUGGUAGGAACUGAACCAGAGUGAACUGUCGUUCCAGCCUAGCUCAUUCAGGAUAAGUUCCCUGAGGUUCAUGUUUUUUAAGAACAACUCAGACAAAUUGCAUCCAUAGACCUCCCUCGUUCAGUUGAGUUGGCCAUCUUAUUUUCUGCUGAGCUAUUGUAUAAAUCUUUUUGUGCCUGGUGGGGGCACAUUUCAAGAACCCUUGAAGUAAUUUUGACUUCUGUGCCAUCUAAUUUUGUGGAGUGACCAGUCUGGUUUUGAUGAUUGAUUUCCCCGCUACUAAACAUCACCAGGUGUGAAUAGAGAUAUAUAAAACUUCAAAUGUUAAUGCCAUGGUUGGGUCAGGGCAUGUUUUCCUGGAGAAAAAACAGGCAUUUGGAGAAAUUGAAAUUUAUGCAAUUCUUUCUUACCAAACCUAAACCCAAGGCUAUUACUACUAACUAUCCUGCAUUUCAUUCAUGAAUCUAAGAAGUAUUGCAGCAGUCAAUUGACUAUAAUCCUUCAAGUGCUACUUUCAAAAGCUUUUUAUUCAUCAUCCUAGUAGUAGAAAAAUAUUGCAUUACAGUUUUUUCAGUCUUUCCUCAAAUGCCAAGUUUUUACAAUAUCCCCCCCCCCGAGUAUAUGUGUUAGGGUACCCAAUUAUUUUACACAUCUCUACUAGUAACUCAUAACUCCUACUUGCAACUAGUAACCUUAAAUACUUACAGAGUAAGGUUGGCUGCAAUUUUAGCAUUGGGAACGUAAGACGCUGUCUUACCAGUUGCUAGGAAUCGCAAGUGGGCAGAGUGCCACUGCUCUCAUGUUUCUGCUUGGAGGUUUGCACAGGAAUUUGGUCAGCUGCUUUGAGAACAGGAUUGUACUAGAUGGGCAACCUUUGGCCAGACCCAGUGGGCUUGUCCUCCAUUCACCAGAUCAGACAGUUGGUCUAUAUAGUUCAGUAUUUACACUGGCUGUGGCUGUCCAGGGUUUGAGGCAAGCGUCUUUUUCCAGCCUUAAUUGGAGGUGCCAUUGGGGACUGAACUUGGAACCUUCUGCAUGCAAGGCAGACACUGUACCACUUACAGCUCUUCUCCCUUCUGAUUUCCUCAUCCCAGGCUCCUUUGAAGGAAGGCUGUCUUUUAACUACCUGUCUAUCAUGGUAUACUUCUCCUUAGUGCUGUAGUUCAAGGGUCGUUUGCCUCUGGUUUUCUUUGAUCCCUGAGGUGCCCAUCGUGAGCAUCCUUUGUUGUGCAUGGAGGGUGAGCCUCAGUCUGAGCUUUAGCUGCACCUGAAAACACCCCUGGCCCAGGUCUGUACCUCCUGGAUUAGAAGACUACUUGAUGUGAGCAUUUCUAAACAUUAGAGAUCUGGUGUCAAUGUCACCUGUCUUCUGCAAACAUGUAUCCCUGUCUGUUCCAUUUCCAUGAAAGUGACCUUACGGGAUGCAUCCACACAAAUAAUUACAACUAGUAUUGAGGUUGUUUGUGCUUUAGGGGACGAGUGGGAAGCUGUAAGAAGGUGUGUGCCUUACAUCUGUAUUGUUGGCAGCUGUUUAGGAGCAGGAGUCCCUUUCCCCCCACAAGGGGGACUAUACCAAGUGAUGCUCAAGUGGGGCAGGGGCAGAAGAGGCCACUCUCUUUUGGUCUUUCUCUUUUGGUCUGCUUUCUAGAGAGGUCCUGCUUUAGGAGAACAGGAGGGACAUCAGGGCACUUUCAGGGUUUCAAUGGCUAUGUUCUCUCUCCAAAGUUGGUGGCUGUAUACCUGUGAAUAUCAGUUUCUGGGAAUUGUGAGUGAGGGAAGUGUUGUUGCUCUCAAUUCCUGGUUGUGGGCUUCCCUUUGGGGUAUCUGAUUGGCCUCUGUGAGAACAUGAGGCUGGACUUGAUGGGCCCCUUUGGUCCUGAUCCAGCAGCCUGGUUCCUCUUAAUGUUCAUAUAUUGAAGGUAGUGGGUAAUUGUGACAAGUGGAAGGGAGUCUGACAUGUGCAAUACCAAACUGUUUGGCUGUUUGCUCCAACUCCUCCAAGUGCUUCAACCCACCUUCUCAAGGAGUAUGGCUUCUCUCUAGAAGGCAGAGCAACAAUGCAAGUAAAUGGCAUAGGAGUCCUGACAGUGGGUUGCCUGCUUCCUUGUGUACAAGGGCAGCUGAAGGUUUCCAAAGGACUUGCACUAGGCUGGUUUCUCUCCAAAAUUAACAUUAAAGUGGCUCAAAUCUUUUGCAGGAACAUGCAGUUUAAAAGUGACUAUGUACUUGCAAAUUUCCAAGUGCUUCCUAUUUGUGCAGCUAAAGGCACAAUUUGUAACGGGCCAUAAGUGCAGAUAACGUGGUUGACAUGGUUUAUCCUUUUAUAUGAUGUGCUGAUGCUUUGAGUUGCCUUCCAGUCUUUAUAUGUGAAGGGCAUGUCUGCAUAAUUGGGGAUGUGGGGAAACAUCUGCAUGGAAUAGGUAAAUGAUUUCUAGGUUCAAGCAUCUGUUGUCUUUUUCUCUCUCUAGAAGCAAGCCACAAAUUCUUAGUCUCCAGUCUUCCUCAAGGCUCAACCAUUUUUCAAAAAUUUAUCUGCAUCAUGGGCUAAUGCCUUCGGAGCCCAGGGGAUUUACUCAGCCCAAGCCUAAAGAUCCAUCUGAACUUUUAACAUCUGCAUUGUGGCUUUGUUUGAGCCACGGCCUCAUUGAACUUAGUCCCACAGCCUGUGUUUAGUGCCAAGACGAAAGCCUUGAAAAUUGGGAAGUAAAGAAAAUAUAAGCAAUUACCUCUGAGCAUAAGCAGAGUGCCUUUCUCUUAACCUAUCAGGCUCCUCUUCUCUCUCCUUCCACCUCCCCCAACACACCUGGGGCGCUUUAUCCAACAUCAGCUGUAACUCAGAGCAAACCCAUUGAAAUCAAAAGACCACAUGUCCAUUACUUUCAACGGGCCUCCUCUGAGUACAGUUAACAUUGGAGCCAACCCUUGGGGUUAUCGGGCAAGAUUCCCUAGUGAGAGGGCUAGAGCUUCAGCUUGGCUUGAGUUCUUCUUCUGAUCUUUGGGCAUUUGGAAUGCAGCUCCAGGCCCGCUUGAGCCUUUAUAAACGAUUCCACCUUUGAUCCUGGAGGCAGCUCUGAACAAGCAGCUUUUUCAAGCUUGCUGCGUAUUCACAACAUCCUGCUGUGUCUUUUUCAGUCCAUGUGUGUAUCUGUACCCCUCUGUGAUUCCUUCCUUGCAGGGGGUUGAACUAGGUGUCCCUUGGGGUGCAUUCCAUCUUUACAGUUCUAUGAUUCUAUGACUAUUCAAUUGAACACAUUUUGAUAGCAGUGUGGCUGACCCUUGUAGGUGCUGGUAUUUGCAGUCCAUAACCGCUGGAAAGCGCCAGCUUGUGGAAGAGUAUCUAAUCCGACAACUUCUUGUGCCCCAUGUGCUUAGGAGAGGGGUUCUUGAAUUUCCUCCAGCAUGCCAAUAUUAAUUGGGUUUCUGUGCAAGAGAGGGGCAGCCACAUUGAUGCAGAAGGCUGAACUGGAUGGCCUCAGUAGAACUGGCUUCCUAGUGCUGCUGGUGCUUUUGUUUUUCCCCUUCAUUGUCUGCCCUGUCCUGCUGCCUGAGAUAUCAUUCUUUGCCUCUGCUUGCUUCCAAACUGCAGUCCCUUUCUGUGAGGGAGUGUCUUUCUGCAGCUUGAAAGCAUCGCUGCUUAAAAGCCUCCCUGGUGCCAUGUUUACAUGCAGGUUAUAUUCAGAUCAUUUAAUGAGCCUGUUGGAAAACAUUUGCUUGUGCGUGUACCUUCUUAAAGUGUCUCUGAGUGGAAAAUGAGGUGUCUCUUCUUAGUGGAAGGAAAUAUCGAAGGACUUGACUUUAGAUUACAGGUGCUGCUUUGGGCUGCUUAUUAGGGAAGGCUUCAGCAGACACAAAUAAGUGGGUGGGUGUUCCCCUGUGGGGGGGGUGUUAAUGGAAAAACCACAUUGGGAGCAUAUCUCCUUUCACCACUCCCAUGAUCUCCAUCCUUUUUGAGGCAGAUUUUCAGUUCUUUCUUUUUUAAAAAAAAAACUGCCAGGAGGAAGAAUAAAAACAGCCUCAUGUUUCCAGCCCUGCUUUCCCCAACCAGGUAUACUCCAGAUGUUUUGGACUACAGCAUUAAUCAGCCCUAGCCAUCAUGGGAGAUGUAGUUUAAAACAUCUGGAGGACCUCUGGUUGGGAAAGGCAGUUGUCUCAGUCUCACGGAGCAGAAACAUCCCAUGUAAUGCUGGUGAUUAGGAAAUUACUCUGCAUUUGGUGCCUAGGAAACGGGGGUGGUGUUCCAGGGCUAAUCUUGCUCUUGCUGAGUUGUGGAUUUUCUUUCCAUUUUCUUAACCAGGGCCAAAAAUCUAGGUUCUGUUGUGCAAUGCAUUUCUCCCACCCAAGGUGCCAUAUUGGGAGAACUCUCCUCCUCCAGACUUGCAGCCAUAGGGAACCUCAGUAUGCCCUUCUCCCAGCACGGACACAUGCUAGCUGUUUGGUCUUACAGGACAGGCUUUCACCACUUGCCCUCCUAGUCUCCCAGUCCUUCCAACAGACAAGAAUGACCUGCCCACAUCAUGCCCACCCAUUGUGGGCAGCUUCACAAGCAAAUGGAGCGCCCAAGAAGGGCCCAAGCAGUGAACGCAGCCAGCUGGGGUGUGGUUGGCAUGCACAUGUACACACAGACCUGUUUAACACUGGUAUGGAUGCAUUUCAGGGGCUGGGAUCUUGGUGUUCAGUAUCAGGAAAUCUUCCAUCUCCCCCAGUAUCCCUUCCUGUGUGAAGAGUUGCCCUGUGCUGGGGUGAAUUUCUCUUGCGCCAUCAUGUGCCUGCCCUCUGAAUCUUAGCCAGUUCCUUGCAUGGGCAGAAGCUAGGCAGGCAGUGUGUCUAUCCCAAAUAGCCCAGCCUGAUUCACCCUCAUCCCAGGUCCUCUGCAGAGCAGCAGUUUAUCAUUUCCAGGGCCGGUUAUGGGAACAGGGAGGCAUGAAUGAGGCUGGGUGAACAUUAAGUCUUAGACGUGCACUGCUGAAAUAUUUUUAAGUGUAACUUUGUCCGGCAAUUAUUCUCCUUGUUCUAUUCUGUAAGAUCAAUCAGUCUUGUCAAUUAAACUUUGAUAAUGAACA
Podarcis muralis (Common wall lizard) is the source of this 7515-nucleotide messenger RNA. It is a transcript of the gene UBFD1, whose product is annotated as ubiquitin family domain containing 1. Lineage: Eukaryota; Metazoa; Chordata; Lepidosauria; Squamata; Lacertidae. The record is from RefSeq and is a predicted model, not a curated record. Gene Ontology annotation, molecular function: cadherin binding; RNA binding.